Messenger RNA from Otolemur garnettii (small-eared galago), 882 nucleotides. It is a transcript of the gene TEX26, whose product is annotated as testis expressed 26. NCBI's taxonomy places the organism in Eukaryota, Metazoa, Chordata, Mammalia, Primates, Galagidae. Gene Ontology annotation, cellular component: cytoplasm. The record is from RefSeq and is a predicted model, not a curated record. The transcript has 7 exons. Bases 1 to 882 code for a protein of 293 amino acids.
AUGGCACAACCUGCCCCUGGGAUUCCUGAUCUCUGUCUAAGACAGCACAAGCUGCAGCCAAGUGAUACCAACUGGGAUUCCUAUGCUACCACCACGAAGACUGCAUUCACUCCUAAAACAACGGCAGUGGCUACUCCAAUACGUCAAAAAGGUAUGAGAAGAUUAGGAUAUACAUAUUCACUUAGCGAUCCUAUUCCCAAUCAGACUCACUACAAUGAUGAAUACAGCUGGAAGGCAUAUUCUAAAGAAGGUUUGAUCGCACCUGGGACUUCCAGAGGACUCAGGAGUAACAAAUCUCACCCCAAUCAAGGCUUUUUUCCGUGGACACUACCUCAAGGUCAGCAAACGACAGCAUUAAGGGACUGCCCCUCUUGGAGAAUCCCAUCUUCGAUGGUAGACGUUAAGAAAGCAAUAGCAAAUCAGUUUGCUUCCAUUACUAAGAGAGACUUUGUGGACAGAGCAGAAGCUCAGAAGAUUAAGAAUAGUUCUCUGUUGUCUACGGAAUGGAAAAAGUUGAUUCCUCGGCCUCUAAACACUGAAUUUCGACAGAAUUACCAAAUUCCAGCUAAAAUUCCUGAGCUUCAGAAUUCUAGUGUCAAAUAUGGCUGCUGCACGAGCUUGCCAGUUGCUUCUCAGGGUCUAGUCCCGUCUGUGCUGCACAGCUACAUGGGGAACCAGGAGCGCACCAAGAAGCAGACCAUGUACCAGAGCGAGUACGAGAGGGCACAGCAGGACUUCCUGACACUGCUGCACUCCUUCUCUCCCACCCAAAUCAAAGAGUAUCUUCAGAGUGUUCCCUACGAAGAAAGACAAAUUCUUAAUCACUUUAUUUAUUCCUACUGUGAUGCUGACAAAAUGAAGAAAAAGGAAAAAAGAAAAUAG